Molecule: messenger RNA, 993 nt
Organism: Angiostrongylus costaricensis
Lineage: Eukaryota; Metazoa; Nematoda; Chromadorea; Rhabditida; Metastrongylidae
Source: the annotation of a GenBank genome assembly
AUGGAUGACCUAUCAUUGAUGCCUGACCUUUCUCAUCUAUCCGCCGAAGAACGCGAAAUAAUCGAACAAGUAUUGAAACGGCAAAAGGAUGAGGAAGCAAAGGAGGUACAAUUAACGCUAAAGGCUGAUGCGGAGUUGGACCAGAUUGAAAAGCAAAUAAAUGAAAGGAAAGAAAUUGCUCGACGCCUUGUGGGCACUCAUGACGACGCGAUUUGCCAAAUUUGUCAAAAGACGAAGUUUGCCGAUGGUAUAGGUCACAAAUGCUUUUACUGCCAACUGCGGAGCUGCGCUCGUUGCGGAGGUCGCUCGCAGAGCAAAAGCAAGGCUAUUUGGGCGUGCUCGUUAUGUCAGAAACGUCAACAAAUCCUUGCAAAGACUGGAAAAUGGUUUCAACCUGAUGAAGGACAGCACAAAUUAAGCUAUACUGGUCAAGAGAGUCCCUCUCAAAGCAUAAGGUUUUCUGACCAUAUACUUUAUUUGGACCUGACAGGCGCGGGCUCUGUGAUGCACGAGCUACCAACGUUUUUCCUAAUUAUCCGAUUAUUUUAUUUACUUUCUUCAGCUGGAGCAGCCGUUAUUCGACAUCCAACUGAUGAAAGCCGCUCAUAUUCUCGUGUUUUCUCGGCUCCAGUUAUUCCAGGAGACAUGCUAGCUGCGAAAAUUCGCACUUAUCUCUCGCAUCCCGUCACGUGGCAGCCGUCGGCGGACCAGCGUAGGCUCAUCGGACACAUGGUACUGCAUAAAACUGACAACUCAGUUUCUGGAGAUCUCGGUCUUAAGGUUGUUGGAGGACGACGUAGUGAUAAUGGUCGCUUAGGAGCAUUCAUUACUCGAGUGAAACCGGGCAGUGUAGCAGAUACUAUCGGAAGAUUAAAAGCUGGUCAGAAUUUUACCUUUUAUUUUAUUUUAUUGCAUUGUAUAGAUUUUUUAACAACUUUGUUAGCAUACUAUUUCCAGACCGUAGGCUUUUCUACAACCCUAUCCUUAGUUUAA